CCCCCAUUUUGAAUUACCCCAAAUAUUUAGAGCCAACGAUAACGUUCACCCACUCCAGCAAAACCACAGGCUAGGGUUCUUGUUCUUCACACAGUACUGGAUGUUAUUCCCACUGUUUCAUUGUGAAUUUGUAGAGUAUCUGCUCAGAGGUAUGGGCUGUCUCUUCAGCUGUUUCCGUGUUAGAGAUGAUCCUCCUCCUCCUCCCGUUUCUCAACCGAUCACGCCGAUGGAACCUACCGAUACUCUGGCUAGCAAUAGCUUGUGGUCUGUACUAAUUCCAGAAGCCGAAGAUGGUGAUCAGUCACAAGGCAAGGAUGGGGGAUCUGGUGCUACAGGAUCUCCAUUCUCCGAUGAUGGACUCAGGGCUGAGGCAAAAUUGCUCAAAGCUUGUGGCACUUUACCCCAAACUCCAGAAGAAAUACGAAACUCUGAGAAAUUUACAGAUUCACAAACGCAAAGUAGGGAUAUGGAAGCAACAUUUCAUUCAUGGAUUCCAAACACUACUACUGAAAAACCAUUAGAGAAGCAACCUGAUCUGGUACAUCCUCCAAUCAAACUUUUUGAGGAAUGGGAGACUGAAUCAGAUUCUUCAACACAAUCACCAAUUAGCUAUAUAGCAGAACAAAGCUCAGAUAGCAACAAAACCAGCUCUUCUGAUGGCUGUGUGGUUAUAGAUCAUGUUAAAGACACUCAGACACUCAACUCCUUAACUUCAUACACUCCAUUAAUGGCUGCAACCACACAAUUCAAAACAAAAUCUGUUCGCUUUGAAGGUGAGAAUGAUGCAAGCUCAUCUUCAUCCAAAAGCACUUCAAUAGAAACUACUAAACCAUCUGGAACACCAUGUGAUGAGAAUAUUAAGCCUUCACCUUAUCCAACCCCUCUCAAGUUAACCAAUGAUAUGCAAACACCUGGCACUGUCUUCCCUUCAUAUGUAUACACAAAGGAAUCUGGGAAGAAUCCAAAGAUUAGAUUGCAGUAUGUGUAUUCAGGGGUAGACCCUGAUAUUUUCUCUCGGUUAGAACCACCAAUUGAAGAAGGUCUUGAGCAGGUUGAUAAAGAAACUCCUCAAUCACAAAUCCAUUGGAAUCCUGACAAAGUUUCUUGGUGGGAUGGGAAUGGAAUCCCUAAUACUACUAACAAGUACAAAGAGGAUCAGAAGGUUAGUUGGCAUGCGACACCAUUUGAGGAAAGAUUAGAAAAGGCAUUAUCAGAUGAUAAGUUCAUCAAUGAGAGGAAGCAAAUUGGAGAGACUUUGCCUAUCCGAUUUUGAUGAGACAGAAAAAUCUUAGAAUGAUGGAUUUGGAGGUAAUAAAUAAAUUUUCUGGGUUAAAAAAAAUGAAAUAAGGAUUAAAAUGUUGGACAAAUUUUAGGCAUCUUGAAUAGAAUGGGUUGGUUUGGUUA
Molecule: messenger RNA, 1404 nt
Organism: Lactuca sativa (garden lettuce)
Lineage: Eukaryota; Viridiplantae; Streptophyta; Magnoliopsida; Asterales; Asteraceae
Product: protein JASON
Biological process (GO): male meiosis II
Source: RefSeq, a predicted model, not a curated record